This is a messenger RNA of Plasmodium gallinaceum, 1281 nucleotides long. Its product is annotated as conserved Plasmodium protein, unknown function. The record is from RefSeq and is a predicted model, not a curated record. Bases 1 to 1281 code for a protein of 426 amino acids. Lineage: Eukaryota; Apicomplexa; Aconoidasida; Haemosporida; Plasmodiidae. The transcript has a single exon.
AUGGAAAAGUUGUACAACUGUGAAAUUCUCGAUAAAAAUAUAAAUUAUAAUAAUAUAGAAAAAUCAUUAAUUAAAAAAAACAAAAAUUUUAUUUAUGAUUCAUCUGCGUCUCUAUUAGAUGAAUUAUAUUUUGACUAUUAUAAAGACGGAAUAAAUUACACGGAACUGUAUAAAAAAUUUAAAGAAGAUAAUUGUGUUAAAUCAUACAACAGAUUACCUGUAUGUGCAUAUAAGUAUCCUCAAAACACUAAAAUUGGUAAAUUUGAUAAAUUAAAAAGAGAAUUAAUAUAUGAUAAAAUAAAUAAUGAAAGUGGAGAAAAGAAAAAUAAGGUAGAUUAUUAUAAUAGUGAUUUAAAAAUUUUUGUACCUAAUAAAUUAAAGAAUGAUAAUGGUAAAAAAGAAAAAAAAAGUUUAAGGAAAAAAAUAUACGAUGGAGAAGUAAUGUUUUAUGAAGACUAUUUAGAACAAGUAGCUGCAAGAGAUUAUCAAUAUUUUUUUAAAAAACCCUAUAAAAUAAAAAGAAAAGAUGAAGGAGGCAAAUAUUAUUUUUAUGGAAGAAAAAUAGAAAUGAAUGAAGAUGAAGAUUUAUAUAGGAAGUAUUAUGGAUAUGAUGAUGAAUAUUUUCUCAAAAAAAUGCAGUUAAAUGAAAAAUCAAAAAAAAAAGUAGGUAAUAAUUUAAAGAAAAAAAAAGAAAAGGAGGAGGAAUCAUUAGAAAAAGAGUAUGAGAAGUUAAAUCAUAAAGAUAAAAAUUUUAUAUUAAAAAUAAAAGAAGAAAAUGAAAUAAAAAAUUUAAACAUUUACAAUUUUUAUACAAAAAAUAAAAAUAUUAUAUUUGAUAAAAAUUUGUCCGAAAUUAAAAAAAAAGAAUUAUUAAAUGGUUAUAUUCCUGAUAUUAUUUUUCCUGUUAAUAAUAGAAAAACAAAACAUCCUAAGAAUUGUACUGUUCUUUUUAGUCGUUUAAAUACUUAUGCAAAAUUUUUAGAAGACCUUCUUAUAUGUCCAUAUAUUCAUAAUGCUAUAGAUGCAGAAUUAGGAAAAUAUUGGAAAACAAAUGAAAAUGAUAAUAUAAAGAAAUUAAAAACUGAAAAAAUUAAAAAAGGAUAUAAAAAAGAUAUUUAUUCCGUAACAAAAGAACAAUUAGAAAAGUCUAAUGAAAAAUUGAAGAAUUUACUAGAAAAAGAAAAAGAAAAUGAUAAAAAUUUAAAGGUUUCUUUAAAUUUUAAAAUACAAAAAGAAGAGAGAGAAAGUAAAAGUAUAUGUAAUGGUAGAUAUAUGAUAUAA